Schistosoma curassoni is the source of this 1819-nucleotide messenger RNA. The record is from the annotation of a GenBank genome assembly. Lineage: Eukaryota; Metazoa; Platyhelminthes; Trematoda; Strigeidida; Schistosomatidae.
GAUAUCGAUUUGCAAAAUUUUAAGGUUUCAAAGCUCUUUUAUCCGAUUCAAUAAUUCAACUGAAUUUUCAAAAUCAGUAAUCAGAUGUCAAAAAUCUCAAAUGAAUUCUGAAUCAUUUCAGGAGUGUCGUAAACAAGCCAUUGAAAAACUUCACAAAUGGUUAAUUCAUAGUCAGCUUCCAUUGAAAUUUGCUGCAGCAGAUACAAAAGAUCCAAGUUGCAAUUACGAUUAUACUAGUUAUGAUCCGUCCACUUGGCUACCUUUGGUUCAUUACAAACAAACAACAUAUUCACAACUUGAUGAAAUGGCUAUUAACGCCUGUAAAGCACAAAAACAAUGGAUUGAUUUACCAUUACUAGAACGUGCCAAAAUUCUUAGAAAAGUUGGUGAUCUUGUUCGUGCUGAAACAAAUUGGCUUGCUGAAUUAGAGACACUAGAUACUGGAAAGCCACUGUGGGAAGCUCGUGCAGACAUUGAGGCCUGUGCAGAUUCAUUUGAGCUGUUCGCUGGUUUUAUCCCAAGUUUUGUUGGAACCCAUUCUCCUGUCCCACCAAAUCCUGGCAGUUUUUAUUAUACUAGAAGAGAACCAUUUGGACUUUGUGCCGGUAUUGGAGCUUGGAAUUUUCCUUUUCAAAUGGCUGUAUGGAAAUCCGUUCCUGCGUUGGCCGCUGGAAAUUCCUUUAUAUUUAAACCAUCUCCUUUAACUCCAUUGACAGCUGUUCGUUUACACGAAUUGUAUAAACUUGCUGGAUGUCCUGAAAAUCUUUACCAGGUUGUUCUAGGAGGUGUUGAAAUUGGUCAAGCAUUAGUAAAUCAUGCUUUAGUUAGAAAAGUAUCAUUUACAGGAAGUGUUGCAGGAGGUCGAUCUGUGCUUCAAUGCGCUGCUGAACGGAUUGUACCAAGUACACUUGAACUAGGCGGAAAAUCCCCAUUGAUUAUUAUGUCAGAUGCUAAUUUAGAUGAAGCUGUUAAAGGCACUUUGAUGGCUAAUUUUUAUACUCAAGGACAAGUAUGUUCUAAUGCUGCUCGUGUAUUUGUUCAUAGAUCUAUUGUGGCAUCAUUCACUCAAAAACUUAUUGAAUCAGUUAAGCAAAUUUUAGUCGGUGAUCCUUUCAAUCCAAAAGUUUCCAUGGGUGCUUUAAUUUCUCCUGAACAUCGGCAAAAGGUACAUAAUUAUAUAAAAUCAGCCAUUUCUGAAGGAGCCACUUUAUUGUAUGGUGGUGAAAAGCUAAAAUUUAAAGUCAGUAAUUUAAAUAGUGAUAAUUUUAUUACUCCAUGUAUCUUGACUAAUUGUCAUGAUAACAUGAAAGUUGUGAAAGAAGAAAUAUUUGGUCCAGUUAUUACUUUAUUAGAAUUUGAUACAGAAGAAGAAGUUGUCCGACGUUCAAAUGAUAGUGAAUUCGGUCUUGCUGGAGGAGUGUUUACACAAAAUUUAGCGACUGCCCAUCGUAUAGCCUCACAACUACAAUGUGGUUCUAUAUACAUUAACAGUUACAAUGUUUACCCACCUGGUAUUCCAUUUGGAGGUUAUAAACUAUCUGGGUUCGGUCGAGAAAAUUCAUUUGAUACGUUAAUGGCUUACAGUCAGUUGAAGUCAAUUUACGUAGAAGGUGGAUCACUUCCCUAUCCGUUCCCUGAAUGAUUCUAAUCAAUGAUUGUUUAGUGAUUGGUCCAAUCAUUAAAGUUGAUUUUAAUAACUAAUCAAUGAUAAAACCUAAAUUCCCUUGAUUUCAAUGAUAAAUAAUAUGAUCUCUCUGAUUUAACUAACAUUCCAUAUUUUGUUUAAUCAUAAGUUCAAAAUAAAUUCUUAAUUAUUUCG